GCGACAAGCAAACAUAAUCACAAUCACAGCGUGACGGCACGUACACGUUCCCUGACGUCAUCACGUCGCGCACUGUGUCGUUGUUUGUCGCACGUAAACCUGACAGCUACUUUCAGGUGUAAUAACAAUGGAGAACAAUACUGGAGAGGACCUAUACCCUCCAAAGGUGAUCCCUCAAACGCAGCAGCUGUGUCGCUUCUUCUCUCAAGGAAGACACUGCAACUUUGGUUCCAAGUGCAGAUAUGUACACAUAAGGGAGGAUUCAAGAUUUGACAAAAAAGAAACAACCAGGACUUCUGAUCAGGCCGACAACCUGUCACUAUCUCAAAUGGGUCUUGACGGAAAUGUCGAGAACAGGCCUCCAUUUACGACCAAGUCCAAGGCGGCCUCAGUUUCUGGACGACGCGCAUGUCGCUACUUUUUAUCAGGGCACUGCACCAUGGAGGACAGGUGUCGCUUCUGGCAUCCACCACAGCUGACCUCAGUGGAUGACAAUGUUGUGUCUGGAAACCAGACCAGUUUUACACAAAGGAGAGUGCCGGUACCUCGUCCAAACACCCUUCGGGAGGUCAAGCUGUGUGACCUAACAGAGGAUGUGGCCAUGCAGCUACGAGACACUGAGAUCAAGCAGCUGAAGAGACGUUUUCCCAAAGACAGUCUCAUAAUUCAAGAACGAAGCGAUGGCAAGGUUACUUAUUACAGAGCCACUGUGGAAGCAUCAGAUCCAGACUGGCCUUUUGAUUUGAAAGAAAUAGACAUCACAGUGAGCUUUCCAGACACGUACCCUAAGGAGAUUUUCACUCUGGAUAUUCCAUUGGAUCAGGAUCUGCCUUUAGUGAUGGGAAGGCACGUACAGCAAGCGUCACUGGAGUGGCUUCAAGCAAAGCAUGCAACCAAUCAACUCCUUGGCAAAGUCGAGCUGCUCUUCCGCCCUUUUCUCUGCUGGCUUGAUCGCAGUUUGGAGAAGCUUUUCACAGAGGGAGCCAGACAGUUGAAAAAGGACAUUGAUUUAGAAAAGGCUGGGUUACAGUUCAUACCCUAUCAGGAUCUGCAGGCAGCAGUAUGUGAAAAAACAGAGGACAAUGAUUCAUCGGACGCUGCAGAUGUGGAAGAGGAAGGCAGUGAUGAAGGGAGAACAGAAACGUUAGACGCCGACAGAGUAGUCGGGGAAGGGCAAGGUUGUAAGCAAAAGCAGGACGAAAACGAGGAUGCCAGUCACUUGGUGGAAAAUAUAAAGAUCAGUGACGUCCGCCGAGGCACAGAAGUAAGGCUGCUUGGCCUGAGGCUGGGAGAGAACACAGCCACUGUGGUCAGCGAGUACAUCACUGUUUGCCUGCAAUGCAACAGGUGUAAGGUGACAGCAGACCUUGCGUUGAAUGGAAAGACUGCCUGCGCAGCUCAGUGUGAAAAGUGCAAUGCAAGCAUCAGCGCUGCGUUCAGACCGUGCAUGCUGCACCAUUACAGCGACGUCUUGGGAUACCUGGACCUCCAAAACGCUGUUCCCUCUGACCUUGUGCUUCAAGAGUGCCAUCUCACUGUGGGCUGCCUAAGCUGUUCCCAGGAAAGCUCUCUGCAGAACCUUUGCUAUGGUCAAACAAAGGAGGCUAACUGUGAGAACUGCCACGGCAAGCUAAGUCUCUUGGCUGAGAGCGCCAGAUUCCAAUACAUUCAACCACGCAGCAAAACAGGUCCGAGUGCUCGAUCCGUUAAUUUGAAGACAGUCAGAGAUCCUGCUGUACAAAAAGGGAAACCCCUACCAGAAAAGGGGGCAUGCAAACACUACAAGCAGAGCCAUCGCUGGUUAAGGUUUCCAUGUUGUGGCCGUGCUUACCCGUGUGACGUGUGCCACGAUGAGGACCAGGACCACCCCAUGGAGCUUGCCACCAGGAUGAUCUGUGGCUACUGCGCCAAAGAACAACCGUACAGCAACGGGAAGCCUUGCAUCAGCUGUGGGAGCAUGAUGACCAGAGGCGCCAACACCAGCCACUGGGAAGGAGGACUGGGCUGCAGGAACAAAGUCAAAAUGUGCAGAAAUGAUCGGCAGAAAUAUGCCAACAGUAAUAAGACGGUUUCAAAGAAGGCCAGUGAAAAGAAGUAGAAUGAUUGUCUCUUUUUGUGAAGCUGCACGCAAAAAAUCAUUAGUUCAACAAGUUUAUCAUUUCCACCAAUAAAUCAUGUUGUAAUGAU
Messenger RNA from Doryrhamphus excisus (bluestripe pipefish), 2187 nucleotides. RefSeq lists its product as uncharacterized. Lineage: Eukaryota; Metazoa; Chordata; Actinopteri; Syngnathiformes; Syngnathidae. The record is from RefSeq and is a predicted model, not a curated record. Gene Ontology annotation, molecular function: zinc ion binding.